This is a messenger RNA of Syzygium oleosum, 942 nucleotides long. RefSeq names its product 2-oxoglutarate-dependent dioxygenase AOP2-like. The transcript is spliced from 3 exons. The record is from RefSeq and is a predicted model, not a curated record. Lineage: Eukaryota; Viridiplantae; Streptophyta; Magnoliopsida; Myrtales; Myrtaceae. Gene Ontology annotation, molecular function: dioxygenase activity. Bases 1 to 942 code for a protein of 313 amino acids.
AUGAGAUCUAUUUCAACACUGAAGCUCCCCUUGAGAGAUCUGUCCGAAUUCGAUGGCUCGAAGCCGGGGACGGGUCGACGGGACUCCUUGCAAAGUCAAGUCCGACGAGCCCUUGAAGAAUUCGGUUGCUUCGAAGCUUUGUAUGAUAAGAUGACCUCGAAGCUUCACAAUGAAGUGUUUCAAGAAUUGGAGAAAUUGCUCGAGCUUCCGACCGAUGUGAAGCGCCGGUUCGACGUCCCAGAUAAGCCAUAUUUCGGCUACAUUGCAAAUCUUCCUCGCCACGAGGCGUUUGGAGUGGACUAUACCCCCAACUCAGGCUCGAUCGAAAAUUUAACGGAUCUCAUGUGGCUGGAAGGAAACACAAGAUUUUGUGAGACAAUGAAUACGUAUGUUACGAGGGUUUUGGAGUUGGAUUCACUGGUGAGGAAGCUGGUUUUGGGAAGCUUGGGCGUAGACAAGUACUUGGAAUCGCUAGCCAAGUCGGUCAAAUACAAUUUCCGUCUCAUGAGAUAUCCAGCUCCUGGGACUGAGGAGUCCAAGAAGCCCGGGACUAUGUGCCAUCGUGACGCGAACUUCGUGACCAUACUUCAUCAAAAUCAUGUGAAUGGAUUGGAAGUGCAAACAAAGGACGGACAUUGGAUCGAGGUCGCCCCUUCCCCAGCUUCCUCUUUCAUUGUCCUCACUGGGGAGUCAUUCUACGGAUGGAGCAACGGGAGAUUACACAGCCCUUGUCACCGUGUAAUGAUGAGCGGGCACGAUCCAAGAUAUUCAAUAGGAUUGUUCUCUACCGACCAAGGAACGGUUCAGUGUCCUGAAGAGCUUGUAGACGAGCAACACCCUUUGCUUUUUAAGCCCUUUGAUGCAACCGGUCUCUCCCGCAUCGACAAGACAAAAGAGGGCCAAAAUGGAGCUUCGGCAAUGGAUACUUUUUACAGAAUUUGA